Molecule: messenger RNA, 1071 nt
Organism: Pediculus humanus corporis (human body louse)
Lineage: Eukaryota; Metazoa; Arthropoda; Insecta; Psocodea; Pediculidae
Exons: 4
Coding region: 1-1071 (356 amino acids)
Molecular function (GO): UDP-xylosyltransferase activity
Source: RefSeq, a predicted model, not a curated record
AUGCGUUUGUUUUAUAAAAUAUUAUUAAAUUUAACCCUUGUCGUAUGUUUCGUUGUAUUAUUUUUUACUCUGCACGAAAAAUCGGAAAACAAUUUUAAAAACAAUUUAGUGAAUUAUCAUAUAAAACAAAUAAAAUCAAACAAUGAAUCGGACAGCCAUUUUGUUUAUGUACGAAACUCUACCGCCGGAUUGAAUUUUAAUUAUUAUAAUAUUUGGUGUAUAUUUUGUAGAGCAACGAACAAAUCACCGUUAAAAAAUAAAUUUACAGUAUUCUCUCAUUCUCUAGUUAAUCAUUCAUCCGUUCCAUUAAAUAUAAAUGUUAUAACGGAUGAAACGAGUCGACAAGUUGCCGAUGAAGUUCUUAAUCAAGUUAAAAAUUCAACAAAUAAAAAUUUCAAGGUGACAUAUCACAAUGUUGAAAAACUUGCAGAAAAAAUGUCGGAUAUAAUAAUGACAAUGAGAAAAUAUUUCACAUCUCAACCUGAUUCUUAUUAUUCCGAUGCACUUUUUUUCAUAUCAUUAGGAUUGCAUAAAAUAGCAGACGAUCAAAAUUAUGGUAUCAUGAUUGAUGUCGAUACCAAAAUACAAAUCGAUGUUAAAUUACUUUUCGAUGAAUUUAAUAAUUUCAGUAGCAAUGAAUUAAUCGGUAUAGCACCGGAACAAAGUCCAGUUUACAGGCAUGUCUUGUACAUGUACAGAGCUAAAUACAGAGAUACAAAUUUUGGUAAACCUUUGUCACAAAAAGGAAAUCCAGGUGUUAAUUCAGGUGUUUUAUUGUUGCAUUUUGAAAGAUUAAGAAAAUCUUUGCUUUACAAUAAAUUAUUAUUACCAGAACAAGUUAAAAGAUUAGUAGAUAAAUACAUGUUUCAAGGACAUCUUGGUGAUCAAGAUUGGUACACAUUGGUAUCUCAGGAACAUAAAAAAUUAAUACAUUUAUUGGAUUGCACAUGGAAUCGACAAUUGUGUCAGUGGUGGAGUCAUCAUGGAUACGAAGAUAUAUUCAAUAUGUUUUAUCAUUGCGAUGGAGACGUUAAAAUUUAUCAUGGGAAUUGCAACACUAAAAUACCAUAA